AGUCGUCGCUCCGUGUAGCGAGCGGACGUCGACACACAGUCUGUUUGUUCACUCUUUAACGCUGCGGUGGUAUUUAACUCGAUUUCGCGCGCGUGCCGGUGAUCGUCAUUGAUAACGACGACGAUGACGAUGAUCGAGUCGAGGAGAUGAAGAUCUGCAGCAGUGGGAUCUUGUGGGGGAGGACGGGCUCAUUUUCCGUGCGGAAUAAUAAUAAUAAAUAAAAAAAGUGUGAGGUGUGAACAGUGAGAAUCGAUAAGAUAUUACAGCGUGACGUACUCGAUCGUCCAAGUGAUAGUGAGGCGAACGAUCGUUGCGUGUAUUGCACACACAUUAUCAUUAUCGCCGAUAAAAGAGUGUCGCACACGUGCAGCCUGUGUUGUGAGAUUUGUGUCUGUGAGAAUAUAUUAGCGUUUUUCGUGUCGUAUAUACAUAUUGUACGCUCUCGUAUCGAUCGAAGGAGGUGUCGGGAGAAGAAGAGGACAAGAGAGAGAGAGAGAGAGAGAGAGAGAGAGAGAGAGAGCUGAACAGGCUGAUAGCGCAGUACCUUUUAUCGCUCGCUUCUCACGCUCUCUGCGCCGAGUUAAAAAACCAGUUCCCUUUUUGCGCUCUGUCAUUUGCAGUCCGGCUAAGAAAAAAAAGGCACAACAAACGAUUCUAGUCCCAUCCGAUAUAUACAACAUUGUGAUAUACAACACUGUCGCUAUAAGGCCAUAGCGGUAUAUCGUCAUCCCAGCAUCGCAGCGCGAAUAAAUGAAUGCUCAAUUAAAGAUGACGAGCAGCCAGACGAGCGAGCAGCUGUCCGAAGACUCUCCGAAGCGUAGAUCGACGUUCUACGUGACCCUGGAGAGCGGCAGUACCGAUCCCCGGCAGUCAUCGAAAUUCCAGAAAUCCUCGUCGUGUGAUUCAGAAAAAUACGCCUGCAGCACUUUCCCCAUCACCCAGUCGAAGACAGCUCCGAACGUGCCGUCGCUCCUCUCGCGCACUCAGUCGACCAACAACGAGUCGCGCGGUUAUACGUCCGGCAAGAGGCUCGAGUCCAGUAUGUUAGAGCCCAGGGGUAAAGUCCAGUCCCUCACGAGGAUCUUCGAGACGCCGAAGAACAACAACAACAAGAGCAGCAGCAACAACAACAACAAUCUCGUAGCCGAAACGGAGCAGAAGAGGAAGGUGGAGCGGACGCGAUCGUUCAAAACGAUCGAGCGUUUCCAGAAUCGAUUCGUCGGCAAGAAGGAGAGCAGCGGCGCCAGCGGAAGCAACAGUCGUAAGGAUGCGCGGCUCAACAAGACCAUCGCGGGCUUCGAGCUCGACAAGAACAACCUCGACAAGGAGGAGAUGGAAAACCGACGCAAGAGCAAACACGAGGAAGCCAUUGUUGUCGAGAAACGCAGCAGCGUCACUCAGCCGAAAAUCGCAACCGCUAAAGCUCGAACGAGGGACCACGCGAAAUCCGUGGUGGAACAGAGAAGCACAGCUAAACAGACGCAGUCCGGAAAUGCGAGUCUCGCUAACCUGCUGAUCAGGAGGACCCACAGUACGAAGUUGGCCAGGAGUACCAGUGCUCUGGUGAGAAGUGGAAGACACGCGUCGAUAGACAACUGCAACACCACAGUGACGAGCGUGAAGGUGAAGAACGACGACGCUGACUCAGGACAAGAGAACGACGAGCCGAUGCUCGAUGAGCAGGUCGUUAGGAAUGAGACGCGGUUCGAGGAGACCGACACGGAUGCUGGCGUUCAUUCAGACACUUCGUAUGAGAAGGCAUGCAGAAGAGGCAGUGCUCCAGCCACCCCCGUACUCGGCGCACGGCCACUCGACGUCACCCCCAAUCGUAUUGUCAAUUUCUUCUCGAAGCGAUCGUUCCGAUCGAAUCCGCUGAAGAGGACGAAGAGCGUGACGAAGCUCGAGCGUCAGAAGCAGCGCGGAGUUGGUUUGGGCAGCGGCGCCGGUCUGCGCGGCUGUCGCUCGCACGAGUCGCUGCUCUGCGGCCAGGCUGUGACCUCGAUGGACCUGGCCGCUGUGACACCGCUGCAUCCGAGCCUCCUCAACAGGCCGCACUGCUUCCAGGUCACACCCAGCAACGGAGGACCCAAGUACUUUAGCUGCAGGACUGCUCACGAGAGGGAACAGUGGAUGCACAGCUUACGCAAAUCAGUGCAGCCGGAAGCCGAGCAGACGCGUCGGACGGACAAUUCGCUGCAGAUCUGGCUGCUCGAGGCUAAGGGCGUGCCGGCGAAGAAGCGCUACUUCUGCGAGGUAUGCCUCGACUCGACGCUCUACGCUCGCACGACAGCGAAGCUCAAGGCCGAUCUGUGCUUCUGGGGCGAGCGAUUCGACUUCCAUCACCUGCCGGCCGUCAAUACCAUCCAGGUGAACCUCUACAGAGAGGCCGACCGUAAGAAGAAGCGGGACAAGAACGUGCUGAUCGGCUCAGUGAACAUACCCGUGAACAACGUGACGUCGCGUUACCUCACGGAAAAAUGGUACCCAGUGGUCGGGGACAAAGGUCCGCUGAAGGAACCUCCGGCACUUCGCGUCAAGUGUCGCUUCCAGUCGGUCGACAUAUUACCAGUUCAGGUCUACUCGGAGUUCCUCGAGUACCUGAAGACAGACUACGCGGCUCUCUGCGAAAAACUCGAGCCCGUGAUCGGCGUCAAGGCCAAAGAGGAUAUCGCCACCGCACUCGUCGCCGUAAUGCAGAGGGAGAAGAGGGCGCCCCAGUUUUUGGCUGAUCUCGUUAUGAUGGACAUUCACAGAAUCGACGACGAAAGGCUGACCUUCCGUGGCAACAGUCUGGCGACCAAAGCGAUGGAAGCUUACCUGAAGCUGACCGGCGAUCGUUAUCUGCAAGAGACGCUCGGUCCGGUGGUUCGCGGCGCAGUCGAGGGAGGCGACUGCGAGGUCGACCCCCUGAAGGUAGCCUCCGUCGCAGCACUGCACAAACAACAGCAGAAUCUCCGAGCCGCCGUCGAACUCGCCUGGAGCCGAAUCCUCGCGAGUCACUCGCAUUUCCCCGUCGAGCUGAGGGAGUGCUUCCGCAUAUUCAGGGAGAGACUUAAGGAGAUGGGCCGAGAGGACAUGGCCGAUAAUCUGAUUUCGGCCUCGAUUUUCCUCAGGUUUUUGUGCCCCGCGAUUCUCAGUCCGUCGCUCUUCAACAUUACGCACGAGUAUCCGAACGAAAAGGCUGCGAGAAAUCUGACGCUGGUGGCGAAGACCCUGCAGACUCUGGCGAACUUUACGAGAUUCCAGGGAAAGGAGAAUUUUAUGGAAUUCAUGAACGACGUCCUGGAACGUGAAGCGCCUUCGAUGAAAACCUUUUUGCAAUUAAUAAGCAGUUCGAAAGAAACGCAAAACAACUUGAUGGAGUACGACGGCUACAUCGACCUGGGCAAGCAAUUAUCGCUCCUACACGCGCUUCUCCGCGAGAGCGUCGCAACGACUUCGUCGAACUCUCCCUCAUCGCCACCCUCCCGUCUCCCAGAGAUCCUCGACAGGAUCUCUCAGGCCCUCGAUCAACCCGGGCCUUCGCCUGUACCCUCGACUCUACGCUAUCCAAACCUCCAGAACAACAUUUUUCGCUACAACGACCCGACCAUCGCCAACAGCAACACCAACCUCUCGAUCUCCGCGACCUCGACUCUCAGCAGCAACCACAGCACUCUGAACGGCACGAUCGGCGACAGUACCGAGAUCAUUCAGAGCAAUACACUCGGACACAAUGCCAAUAACGGCACACGAAGCCCGAAUGUGGUUAGGGCUGCGACACUGCCCCGCAACGCUUACAUGCCCACCAACGGCAAGCUUCAGCUGCAAAUCAACAACGAUGACUACCCGCUCGAGUCGUCGGCUUUCGUCUCCAGGUCACCGACGCCCAUCAGUCGGCAGCAGCAUCUUCAUCAGCGAGCCACUGCCUUCGCAGCCAACAAUCGCAGUGGACCCGGAUACAGGCUGGUCACCAGCGCAAGUUUAGCUAAUGUGAAUCACUGUCAGACUAACGCUAGCCAUCCGACUAGCCCUACGAGGUCCGAGAGUCACAGCAACUUGAAGGACUCGAAUUACAACAUUACCGGCAGUCAGUCCAACAACAGCACGAUGGCCCAACACAGACACAACAUCUCCAGGCUGCAGAACCUCGACAUUCACGACAGAUGCGAGGACAACUACAACCACAAUAAUUAUAACGUGUCGAGGUCUGCGAGCAGGAACCACUGCUGUAAGGAAGAGAACGCCAACCAGACCCAUCAGCAGAACUAUAACAACGUCUCCAAGACGACGAUCAACGCCAAUAACCACACCGGCUCGAACAUCACUCUGUCGAUCAACCACCAACCGAACAACAACAGCUACCACAACUCGAAAACCAACGGCGGCAAUAACCCAACCGGAGCACAACUAGCUAACGGUAAUCUGGACGAGUUUUCAGACCUGCUGAGGUAUGCCGACGACGAGGUGAGCGAGUCCAAAUCGCAGAAGGGUUCGCAGAUCUCGAUCUCGCAGCUGAGCAAUGUUGCCUCUUCUGGCUACCAGAGCUUCGCCGCCUACAGCCAGAGCUCUAGCCCCGUAGAUCUCACGAGCAAUAACGCCAACGGCCACAUCCUCAACAGCGCACCUCUAGCCUUCGCCAACCCGGUAUAUCACAUGGAGUCGAACCAUCACGGUAGAAACGGCAGGCGAGGAAGCACCAGCUCCGACGAGCGAGAAGGUAGCAAUGGUGGUGUAGAGAACGUAAGGGGUGUCGAUCUCAGCCCAUCGCCACCACUGCAGCAGAACGCGAGGAACCUGCAGAGGAACGGACUACAAUCGCACCAGUGGAGACAGAAUAACUCGGCAAUCAGGCCGGGAAAUAAUGAACAGAGCCAGAACAACGUGUGCUGCACAAAGCUGAGGAGAAGGCUGUCGCUGGACUCCACGAGAGAUCUGUCGGAUACCAGUGAGGAAGAGAGCUGCGCCACAAGGAGAAGCAAAUCCAGAAGUCAUCGAAGUAUCGAUCAGUACGAGGUCGAAAUCGAGAGGUUGCAGAGCAGCGUUGACAGACUGCGUGCCCGGCUGGGCGCCGCCGAGGACGCUGAUGUCGACGGCUUGGGGCCCGACACCAAAAUGAAGAGCAUUAUCUCCAGGUUGAUAUCCGUGGAGGAGGAACUGCGUCGCGAGCAACAAAAGAUGUCAGCAGCGCUGUCGUACAAGCAGCGCGUGAUCGACGCGCAGGAGCAGCAGAUAGCCGCCUUGGACGCGGCCAACUCGCGCCUCAUGUCGUCGAAUACAAGACUGUUGUCCGCAUUAAGCACCCUGAGGGAGCGCUACCACGGUAACAAUACCAACAACGCCACCAAUGUCGGCAGCAACACCACCAAACAGUCCAACAACGGCAAUUCGUCGGCCAGCAACAACAACCAGGCCAGCGAUGCCUCGGCGCUUCUUCAGAACAUCGCUGACAUCGGCGAACUGAAAAGCUCGACCUGCUAAUAGACGCACGACCUUUUUUUUCUUCGAUGAUGAAAAGUAGCCUUAGAAUCUCGCGGGAUUUUUGUGUGGAUCAUAUAUGGACGAGCUUUGUCCCUGGUUGGGAAGGUGUUGUCAGCGGACGUUGGGUUUAUAAUUGAUCGUUCGAUUUUUACCGAUUGAAGUUCUGUAUAUUUAUAUAUCUUUACGAUUAUCUUUAGGUGUAGGAGUAAUUAUUAUCUAUAUUUUGCACCGUGAGUUAUGACGACUUAAAGGCAAUCAAGUUUGCGUUUGAGAAUUCUUAUUUUGUAUAGAUACGUUGACGCGUUCGCUGCCGAUGAGGCAUUGAGACACGCGUAAAGUUGGUAUUUAAUACCUACUUUGAGAAAAUCGUGUUUGUUGUACAUUUUUUGCUCAUAGACAAUUAAGUGCGAUGUAUCAUUUAUAUCAUUGCAUUGAUUGCUCAAUAAUUUAUAUUAUUACAGUUAUGUAGUGUUCACUUUAAAAAUAUGAAUCAUAAACAUCGAGAAUUUAGUUGAAUAUUAUUGUGUUCAAGAGAGUUUCCUAACCAGGGAUGAAAUCUUAGAAUUGCGGUCGUGCGCGGUAACUUUGAAUAGGUGAAUUGCCUUGUUUUUUUUCGAUCAAAAACUGAUUUACGUACUUCGACAAUUUUUACUCUGUUUGCAUUGCAUUACCGUAAAAAUUAUUUCACAUCGAAUCUUGAAAUUCGACAUCAGUAUUAUCGUCGUUACUUGAAAAAAGAAAAUUUUUUCAUACAGUGGGUAAAAACUGUAGACGCCAACUACACGAUUUUAAUUUAUAGUUAAUGCAAUGUUAAUUAUAAUAUUAGAUGUCAACUAUGGUAUAAGAAAGCAUAGUUAACUGUACAACCCAUAUAUGUAUUAAGAAAAUUUUACGUUCUUCAAAAGAAAAGAUCUAACUUUCUAGAAAAAAAAGAAAAUUGUCAAUAGAAAUAGAAGUUUCGAAGUACCACGAUUAGUUCUUGCUUUCGAUUAGUUUGUUGGGUUGGUUUCUUGCGUAGGAUAGGUUUGCGUAAAACCUAAUGAAACCAACUGAAAAAAUUGUUUUCGGGAAAAGUUGGAAAAGCAAAGAAUUUAAUGCGCGCUAAACGACUCGUGUUUCAAUCGUCUUGGCGUUGAUUGUAACUAUUUUCGAUCUUAACCAACCGAAUUUACUUUCGUUAUUUUAAAUUUAAUAUUGUGCUCUAUUGUAUAGUUUGAAAAGCACUUUAUUUGUAAAUCCUUUUUAAAUAUCGAUGUUCUUUUAUGCUUCUGUUAUUGCUAACAAUGGCGAGACACCACAAAAAGCGUUUAUUGAAUUAACAUCGUUGGUUGUGCAAAAUGGGAAAUCGAUACAAUCAUGUACGUCAGAAAGAAUGCAAAAUAUUGCUGGAAUGCCGUAGGAUUCUCAUUUGCUUGUAAAAAGUAUAUAUAUUAUGAAAAAAGCAUCUCUGCAAAAUUUUGCUUGUUAAAGUGAAAAAUUUUUUAUGCGCGCGCAUUAGAGGCUACCUAGCAAUUAGGCAGAGGAAAAUGAAAAAGAGAUAUUUAUCACUGCUGUAUUGAUUGAGUAGACUAAUUUCAUGUAGCUAAGCGUCCGAUUUUGACCAGCGGGAAAAAGUCUCUCUGAGUAAAACAAGAAAAAAGAAUGAUUGAAAAAAGAUAAUUGCGAUAUAUCGAUAUAUUUGUUUAUAUAUUCGACGCUAUAAGUUCAAAUUAUUGUGUACAGUUUUUAACAUACAUUUUUUUUGCAAGGCGGCGUAUUUUUCGUUUUCUCUUGCAUCUUAAGGCACCAAUGAAUCGAAAGAAAAGAAAAGAAGCAAAGAGCGAAUUGACGCUACAAUUUAAAAUUGUAAAUGACGAUCACGCAUUUUCAAACGCACUUGGUGUGUGUUUGCCUUCGGCGCACAGUGACUCUUUUCUGGAGAUGCACGAGAGCACACAAGUCUGUUCUUUUUCAUCGAGAGCACGUUAGCCGAUCGGUCGAUUGCUUGAUCAUUGUUUUCCUUUUCUUUUUCUAUUCUCAUUUCCGAGGAACGCCACUUUUGUACAUGACGCGUACGCGUACUUUUUUAAAAGGGUGUCGAGUGUAACUCGCACAAAGGCGCGACAAAUUUUCGUCGUGCAUCUGUAAAAGAUCUUGAGCCUCGAAAUAGAAAACUGUACUUUUUAAGCGAUAAUAUUUAUUUAGUAGUUUCUACCAAAGAUAUAAACAAACACAAAAAAGAAAAGUUUCUGCAUUGUACAAUGUCGCUUGAAUUUAUGUAAAAUAUCAUCGUUUUUUCUUUUCUUAUUCUUUAUUAAUAUUCGCGUCAAAUAUUCGGAGGAAGAGAUGAGAAGGAGUUAUUAAGUAAGCACGAAACAGAGUAGGACUCGUAAUGUGGAGAAAGCGCAUAACGUUUUUGAGAAAUCUCACGGAUUUUUACGAAGUUAAUAUAUGCGAUAUAUUGAUAUAAUGUAAAUGCGCUUCUUGCACAUGGCGACUUUUUAAACAUAACAAAAAAAAAGAUGAAAGAAUGCGUAAAGAUGAAAGAGAAGUAAGAAAACAGAAUGUGCGUUUUCUAAAGUGGCGAAAAAACGAUAAAUGAGAAAAACAAAUAUUUCGAAAAAGAGUGUGCGCACUGCAUGACAAUUUGUUGUUUGACCGCCUUUAUACGCGAGCGUUUUUACAUCACAAUCAUCAUUAUACUACAAGAUUAUCCAUCAUCCUAGACUUACUAUAUGACGUGCGAAUGGUGAUAAGUGCGAGAGAACGAAUAAGAUGCGAAUGAUGAGUGACGUGGAAAAGAUUUCUAACGUUGUCUAAUCCCGUGGAAAAAGUAUUAUUUCGUCAAUAUGUACAAUUGAAUUGUCAUCGAGUCGAGAUGUUUAUUGAAGAUAAAAAAAUAAACUUUCUUUCUAUAAGAGUAA
Molecule: messenger RNA, 8363 nt
Organism: Nasonia vitripennis (jewel wasp)
Lineage: Eukaryota; Metazoa; Arthropoda; Insecta; Hymenoptera; Pteromalidae
Gene: raskol
Product: probable Ras GTPase-activating protein
Exons: 10
Coding region: 751-5460 (1569 amino acids)
Biological process (GO): regulation of GTPase activity
Source: RefSeq, a predicted model, not a curated record